Nicotiana attenuata is the source of this 1310-nucleotide messenger RNA. RefSeq names its product probable cinnamyl alcohol dehydrogenase 6. Gene Ontology annotation, biological process: lignin biosynthetic process. The record is from RefSeq and is a predicted model, not a curated record. The coding region runs from base 56 to 1138 and encodes 360 amino acids. Gene Ontology annotation, molecular function: cinnamyl-alcohol dehydrogenase activity; zinc ion binding. The transcript has 6 exons. NCBI's taxonomy places the organism in Eukaryota, Viridiplantae, Streptophyta, Magnoliopsida, Solanales, Solanaceae.
CAUUCGCUGUCCACUCACCCAAAAUAAAAAAGAUUGAGCAUUUUUUCUUAGACAAAUGGCUCAAACAACACCAAAUCACACACAAAAUGUUUCUGGUUGGGCAGCUCAUGAUUCUUCUGGCAAGAUCACACCUUUUACUUUCAAGAGAAGAGAAAAUGGUGAGAAUGAUGUGACCAUUGAGAUCUUGUAUUGUGGCAUGUGUCAUACGGAUCUUCAUCAUGUCAAGAAUGAUUGGGGUUUUACUAUGUACCCUGUUGUGCCUGGGCAUGAGAUAACUGGGAUUAUAACAAAGGUGGGAAGCAAUGUGACAAAAUUGAAGGAUGGAGAUAGAGUAGGUGUAGGUUGUUUGGCUGCAACAUGUUUGAAGUGUGAGUAUUGUAAAGACUCCCAAGAGAACUAUUGUGACCAAGUCCAAUUCACUUACAAUGGCAUCUUUUGGGAUGGAACUAUCACUUAUGGUGGCUACUCUAAUAUGCUAGUUGCUGACCACAGGUACGUGGUACGUAUACCAGAUAACUUAGCAAUGGAUAGAGCAGCACCAUUAUUAUGCGCAGGAAUAACAGUUUAUAGUCCACUGAAAGACAACAAUUUGGUGAAAACACAAGGUAAAAGAAUAGGGAUUAUUGGUCUAGGUGGACUUGGACAUGUCGCAGUGAAAUUUGGGAAAGCAUUUGGACAUCAUGUUACUGUCAUUAGUACAUCUCCAUCCAAAGAACAAGAAGCUAAACACAACUUGGGUGCUGAUGAUUUUAUACUAAGCACUAAUCCUAAACAAAUGCAGGCAAGGAAAAGGACUCUAGACUUUAUUUUGGAUACAGUGGCAGCCAAUCACUCACUUGGGAUUUACUUAGAGCUUCUAAAAGUAAAUGGAACUCUAGUAAUUGUUGGAGCACCAGAAAAGCCAAUUGAUUUGCCUGCUUUCCCUAUGAUUUUUGGGAAGAGAAAUGUGAAAGGAAGCAUGAUAGGAAGCAUAGAAGAGACACAAGAAAUGAUGGAUUUAUGUGGAAAACAUAACAUAUUGAGUGAUAUAGAGAUUAUCACCACUGAUCAAAUUAAUGAAGGACUUGAUAGACUUGCAAAAAAUGAUGUUAAGUAUCGUUUUGUCAUUGACAUUGCUGGUCAAUCAUCUAAUCUUUAGGAUCAUUUAAGAAAUGUUUUCACUAAAUAAUUACAUCAUUUUCUUAGUUUUUUAAUCCGAUCUUUUUUUUUUGUGUGUGUGUGAUUCACAUCUCAUUUUAAUCCAAUUCCCUGAACUUGUAUUUCUUAUUAUGAGAAGUAUUUCUUAUUGAUUUGGCCGAACAUUUUUAUCA